AACUUUGAACGCUGCAUCACAGGCAUUGCCUCAGUUCCUUUGGAAGCGCACAGUGUUCCAUCUCACCUGUGUCUCAUCUUCACGAGUUGUGCUUCCACAUCAUGGGCGUGUACUCUUGGCGCAGACAUCCCAAAGCGUGCGGGUAACUGACGACAAUGUGGGGUCCUCGUGCUCCUUACCACGUUAUUAACCAUCAUCUGAAUGUACCUUUGAGACGAUGUCAUAGACAUGGUAAACUACUCACUCUCUUGAUCAAUAGUCUUUGAAAUUGAUCCUUCCUCUGGCCAAAACAUCAUCGUAAAUGGAAGCAGACAAUGAGAUAAUCAAGCUUGGGCCUCAAAACCUGCAAGCCUCGGUACGUACCUCCAUGUCCGGCACCGCGUUAUGUAUGCCUCAUCUCCACCUCACCUUCUCUUCGCACAUCAUGGCCUUCAAUAUUCGUGAUACAACGUAGGGUAGAACAGAUAGCAAAUAGUUUGAUACUACAUUACACCGCAUUGCACUUCAACACAUCCCCGACCCGACCCGAAAGGCACCUGUAGCACAAAUGCAGCAGGUCUGAUACUACUUAUUUAUAAAUCUCGUUUGAAUGACUCGUGUUCCCUCAACACCAUCAUCUUCCAUGACUGGCACAGAAGCUACUGCCAUUGCGAAGCUGUGAGCCACCGCCAAAACCCAAUUUAUCCGGACAUGAACAUGGCAGCAAAAUCGUCUUGUCGUCAGGGGAAAAUCGCGCCCCAGGAGACAAGGGAAGAAAUACGAUGUAACGCAGCAUCAUGCAAUGCGGUGCGCUGCGCUGCGCCGCGAUAUCCUAACACCCACCUGCGGAACAGCAGCGCAAACAUGUGCAUGGGAGCUGCACACCAAGGCUUGGAUGCGAAAAUUGACCACGCAUCCCAAUGGAGCCAGGCAAUGAGGUGUUUCUCUCCUAUCAGUAUAUGUGAUCAUCUGCUUUGA
Messenger RNA from Periconia digitata, 957 nucleotides. The record is from the annotation of a GenBank genome assembly. NCBI's taxonomy places the organism in Eukaryota, Fungi, Ascomycota, Dothideomycetes, Pleosporales, Periconiaceae.